AUGUGGAUGCAAGGCGAUCGCAUCAAGUACCAUGCACUGACACCAAGUACAAAGGUACUGCAUCCGCACCGCAAUGCUGCAUGGGACACCUGCCCAAAUUCCAUGCAGCCUCUGUGCCCUCACCUCGAGACGAUGCGGAUGGCCAAGCUCCAAGGGACGGUGCCUGCUCCGAUGCCAACGGUCAGCACCCACUCGUACCAAGUCAGCGUGUUGACUCUGAAGAAGUCCCCGAAGGGUGUGGUCAUGAUGAUGAUCUGGAGAACAACAGUGACGACAAGCACCCCAACGAAGAUCUUGCUGGUGAAGAUGCCGCUCACAAAGUUGUACUCGUCAGCGAUCUUGCGAGAGUUCACUUCGUUGAAGACCUGA
Ostreobium quekettii is the source of this 369-nucleotide messenger RNA. Lineage: Eukaryota; Viridiplantae; Chlorophyta; Ulvophyceae; Bryopsidales; Ostreobiaceae. The record is from the annotation of a GenBank genome assembly.